Piliocolobus tephrosceles (Ugandan red Colobus) is the source of this 4279-nucleotide messenger RNA. RefSeq names its product leucine rich repeat transmembrane neuronal 3 (gene LRRTM3). Lineage: Eukaryota; Metazoa; Chordata; Mammalia; Primates; Cercopithecidae. Gene Ontology annotation, molecular function: protein binding. Bases 551 to 2296 code for a protein of 581 amino acids. The record is from RefSeq and is a predicted model, not a curated record. Gene Ontology annotation, cellular component: plasma membrane. The transcript is spliced from 3 exons.
AACAGUCCGAGCAGCUUUCAGAAUGACAGUCUGCAGAAGUGAGCUGAGCGUGUGCGCGGUACGGGGCUCUCCUGCCUUCUGGGCUCCAACGCAGCUCUGUGGCUGAACUGGGUGCUCACCACGGGAACUGCUGCGCUAUGGAAUACAGAUGUGGCAGCUCAGGUAGCCCCACAUUGCCUGGAGGAAUACAUCAUGUUUUUCGAUAAGAAGAAAUUGUAGGAGCUAGUUUUUGUUUUUUUUUAACCGUCCCCCCGCCCCCCAAAAAACUAUAAAGAUGCAAAAACGUAAUAUCCAUGAAGAUCCUAUUACCUAGGAAGAUUUUGAUGUUUUGCUGCGAAUGCGGUGUUGGGAUUUAUUUGUUCUUGGAGUGUUCUGCGUGGCUGGCAAAGAAUAAUGUUCCAAAAUCGGUCCAUCUCCCAAGGGGUCCAAUUUUUCUUCCUGGGUGUCAGCGAGCCCUGACUCACUACAGUGCAGCUGACAGGGGCUGUCAUGCAACUGGCCCCUAAGCCAAAGCAAAAGACCUAAGGACGACCUUUGAACAAUACAAAGGAUGGGUUUCAAUGUAAUUAGGCUACUGAGCGGAUCAGCUGUAGCACUGGUUAUAGCCCCCACUGUCUUACUGACAAUGCUUUCUUCUGCCGAACGAGGAUGCCCUAAGGGCUGUAGGUGUGAAGGCAAAAUGGUAUAUUGUGAAUCUCAGAAAUUACAGGAGAUACCCUCAAGUAUAUCUGCUGGUUGCUUAGGUUUGUCCCUUCGCUAUAACAGCCUUCAAAAACUUAAGUAUAAUCAAUUCAAAGGGCUCAACCAGCUCACCUGGCUAUACCUUGACCAUAACCAUAUCAGCAAUAUUGACGAAAAUGCUUUUAAUGGAAUACGCAGACUCAAAGAGCUGAUUCUUAGUUCCAAUAGAAUCUCCUAUUUUCUUAACAAUACCUUCAGACCUGUGACAAAUUUACGGAACUUGGAUCUGUCCUAUAAUCAGCUGCAUUCUCUGGGAUCUGAACAGUUUCGGGGCUUGCGGAAGCUGCUGAGUUUACAUUUACGGUCUAACUCCCUGAGAACCAUCCCUGUGCGAAUAUUCCAAGACUGCCGCAACCUGGAACUUUUGGACCUGGGAUAUAACCGGAUCCGAAGUUUAGCCAGGAAUGUCUUUGCUGGCAUGAUCAGACUCAAAGAACUUCACCUGGAGCACAAUCAAUUUUCCAAGCUCAACCUGGCCCUUUUUCCAAGGUUGGUCAGCCUUCAGAACCUUUACUUGCAGUGGAAUAAAAUCAGUGUCAUAGGACAGACCAUGUCCUGGACUUGGAGCUCCUUACAAAGGCUUGAUUUAUCAGGCAAUGAGAUCGAAGCUUUCAGUGGACCCAGUGUUUUCCAGUGCGUCCCAAAUCUGCAGCGCCUCAACCUGGAUUCCAACAAGCUCACAUUUAUUGGUCAAGAGAUUUUGGAUUCUUGGAUAUCCCUCAAUGACAUCAGUCUUGCUGGGAAUAUAUGGGAAUGCAGCAGAAAUAUUUGCUCCCUUGUAAACUGGCUGAAAAGUUUUAAAGGUCUAAGAGAGAAUACAAUUAUCUGUGCCAGUCCCAAAGAGCUGCAAGGAGUAAACGUGAUCGAUGCAGUGAAGAACUACAGCAUCUGUGGCAAAAGUACUACAGAGAGGUUUGAUCUGGCCAGGGCUCUCCCAAAGCCGACGUUUAAGCCCAAGCUCCCCAGGCCGAAGCAUGAGAGCAAACCCCCUUUGCCCCCGACGGUGGGAGCCACAGAGCCCGGCCCAGAGACCGAUGCUGACGCCGAGCACAUCUCUUUCCAUAAAAUCAUCGCGGGGAGCGUAGCGCUUUUCCUGUCCGUGCUCGUCAUCCUGCUGGUUAUCUACGUGUCAUGGAAGCGGUACCCUGCGAGCAUGAAGCAGCUGCAGCAGCGCUCCCUCAUGCGAAGGCACAGGAAAAAGAAAAGACAGUCCCUAAAGCAAAUGACUCCCAGCACCCAGGAAUUUUAUGUAGAUUAUAAACCCACCAACACGGAGACCAGCGAGAUGCUGCUGAAUGGGACGGGACCCUGCACCUAUAACAAAUCGGGCUCCAGGGAGUGUGAGAUACCUUUAUCAAUGAAUGUGUCAACCUUUCUGGCAUACGACCAGCCCACAAUAAGUUACUGUGGGGUGCAUCAUGAACUUCUCUCCCAUAAGUCCUUUGAAACGAAUGCACAGGAAGAUACGAUGGAAACACACCUAGAGACUGAGCUGGACCUGAGCACAAUCACAACAGCUGGCCGAAUCAGUGACCAUAAACAGCAGCUAGCUUAACUGAGAUCACUGGUAGCCAGGGGUUGCUACCAAACUUUGUAACCUCAAGGACAAAAUGAGGAAGAUGUGUUCAUUGUGGACUCUAAAAACAAAGCAAAACACAAAAUCCCCUGUUCAAAUAAACAAAAAAUCCAAGAUUGAUUCAUGAAAUAAAGAAGACAUGAAUUGUUUUAAGUCUACACUUUGUAAUUAGCUAAGUUGUGCAGUAUUUUUUGACUUAAACAGAGUAUGACCCUGAAAAAUAAAAGAAUCUUUUUUUCAAAACUCAUCCUACCUACCUGUAAAAACUGUACAAAGCUAAUGUAUUUUUCAUAUUGUAAAAUUUCAAUUGUAGAAACAACUGGUAUGUACAGUACCAUAAUUUAAUUACAUUUUACUUUAAAAACUACACAUUUCAGUUUCUAAAAUUUUAAAUUAACAAAAAUUAUUUCUUGCGUUACUCAGAGUUACUCAGUUUUGUAGGGACUGUUUUGUUACUGCUUUUGUGCCCAGAAACCUUGACUCUAAAAUUCUGUGCUGUGCGAAACAUGCACGAUUUUUAUUAUGCUUACUGCGUAGAAUUUUAUCUACUUGUUCCAGAAAUAAUACAUUAACCAAAAAGGAUUUAAUUGUUCAGACUUGUAAGAGGUUCUUCAAUUACAUAGACAGGUUUUUCUUAAAAAUGAAACAAAAAAUCAAAGAUUUUUUUAACAGUUCUCAGACUUAACUGUUGCCUUGAAUUACAGCCUAGUUUCUAAGCAGUGAAAUGUAAUGAUAAAGAGGGAUAUUUUAACAUAUUUCCGAAUGAGUGACUCAUUAUUUCAUUCUUUUGAGUAACCAUUGUUAAGGGUUGGGGGGAAGCAUGGACAAAACAUCACUGGAAACAAAGGCUGUAACCACAGCAACAGACUUUGUGAUACAGUUAAAAGGUGCAGCUACCAGUGACAAAUAAAAACUUUUGUUACAUCUCAUUAUUUUCAGGCCAAGGUGGGAGUAUAGUGCAUAAUAAUUGUACAGUAGCAAUUUUUCUCCUAAUUAACCCAUAGCCGUUUGCCUAAAAGUAACCAUCAGUCAGUGCAAAAUGUGCCUGGUUCUUAAGACAACUUUUUAUUUAGAACCAUGAGACCAGUAUUUUGGAAACAUUUCAAAGGAAACAUAUGAAUUUUUUUUUUUGCAUUGUGCACUAUAUCAUUUCUCUCCUGAGGAAGAAUUUUAAACAUGUACAGCUCAUUCAAUAUUGAUAUGAGCCACGGUGCAGAACUUUAUCACUCGAGUAGACUGUAAACAUCCUCAGUAUGUUCUAAAUUGUUUAUAUUGCUAUCCAUAAUGGGAGUCACCUCCAAAUUAUCAAAGAAAUAACUCAGAGUAAUUUGACACCAGCCCAGAUCACAUAUUGAUUAUACGAUUGUAUUAUAAAGUUAACUCAAAUCAAAUUAAGAAAACCUGAGUUUUGAGAAGCUGAAAUAAUCAACUUGUUUGUGCUGUUUGCUUGACAUAGGUUAUUGUUUGAAAAUAUUGUUACUUUAUCAAUAGUAAUCAUGCAUUCUUGUGUUGUUUUUUUUUAAUGGAAAACUGCAAGUUUCAAUUUACUGUUGCACUAGAAGUGCUUUUAUGUUGUCAUUUUAUAUUCAUGCCAUCAAAAGUAGAUUGACAUAUCAAUCUAACAGGGGUCAAUCAAAACAAUGAAGAAAAGAAUAACUGAAAACAAUGUCAAACUUUUAAAUUGUUAUCUCUUCCAAAGAAAUUAUAUCUAUAAAAUCUAGUUUUAUGCAGGUUUGUCACAGCAAAUUUAAAAGCAGCUUCAAGAAGAAUGAACUCAGAAACUGUGGAGCAAAUCUUUGUUGAAAAUAUAUAAAGUCAGAAAGAAAAAGAUGUAAAUGUUGGAAGAAGCAAAUUCUAUUACUAAUUCAAAUGAAACUAAAUGUCAAACACAGUACUUGUGUCAACUAUUUAGCAUCCCAGAUUUUGUAACAUAUUUUGCAUAAAUUAUUUGCUAUUCAAAAA